This is a messenger RNA of Helobdella robusta, 459 nucleotides long. RefSeq lists its product as hypothetical. The record is from RefSeq and is a predicted model, not a curated record. Lineage: Eukaryota; Metazoa; Annelida; Clitellata; Rhynchobdellida; Glossiphoniidae. The transcript has 5 exons. Bases 1 to 459 code for a protein of 152 amino acids.
AUGGAGCUUCAGGAUAUUUUUUAUGACAAGUCUGAAUACAUUGAAACUGCUUCGGGAAAUAAGGUCAGUCGACAGUCGAUCCUCUGCGGUAGUCAGAACAUUGUUCUUAAUGGAAAGACGAUAAUAAUGAACAACUGCAUAAUCAGAGGUGACUUGGCGAAUGUUCGCAUCGGCAAGCACUGUAUUGUUGGGUUGAGGACUGUUGUCAGGCCCCCCUUCAAGAAAUUUAGUAAAGGCGUGGCAUUUUUCCCACUGCAAAUUGGAGAUAACGUUAUCAUUGAGGAAGACUCUGUGAUCAAUGCUGCCCAUAUUGGUUCGUUCGUUCACAUUGGGAAGAACUGCGUCAUUGGUCGUCGUUGCGUGUUGAAGGACUGUUGCGCCAUAGCGGACAACACGGUCCUGCCACCGGAAACAGUCGUCCCACCGUUCACUCUCUACUCCGGAAAUCCGGGUUUUUGA